AUGGUCAGCGCUCAAGUGUACGUCUCCUCGCCCGAUGCGUUGCCCACCGUUACCAACCUGAUCAUCAUGCUCGGCAUGAUCCAGGUCUCCCGCAAGGUCCCCUUUGAGGAUCCUUCCGUCCUCCAGGGAUGCCGCGCCCUCUACAUCUUCAGCAACCUGCUGAUCGCCAUCGUCUACCUCUACAUUCAGUCCAAGAUUAACGCCAAGAAGGACAUGACGACCCUCAAGUACGUCGAGCCCGCCCCCGUAGGCUCCUCCGAGGAGCCCAAGCUCGUUACGACCACCGUGCACGCCUACGACUCGGCCCAGCUCAAGCAGGCCUUCCGCUCGCAGGCCAUGGGUGUCGCCAUGAUGGGAUUCAUGCACCUCUACAUGAAGUACACCAACCCCCUCCUCGUCCAGUCCAUCAUCCCUCUCAAGGGCGCCUUCGAGAGCAACCUCGCCAAGAUCUACAUCUGGGGCCAGCCCCCCGUCGGCGACCUUAAGCGCCCUUUCAAGGCCGCCGCCGGCUUCAUGAGCAGCCUCCAGGGUGGUGGCCCCGCCAGCGACAAGAAGGCCGUCGAGGCCGCCGAGCGCUCCGGCCGUGGUGGUGUCAAGGAGGAGUAA
Molecule: messenger RNA, 606 nt
Organism: Verticillium nonalfalfae
Lineage: Eukaryota; Fungi; Ascomycota; Sordariomycetes; Glomerellales; Plectosphaerellaceae
Exons: 3
Coding region: 1-606 (201 amino acids)
Biological process (GO): protein targeting to ER
Cellular component (GO): endoplasmic reticulum; mitochondrion
Source: RefSeq, a predicted model, not a curated record